AUGGCUUAUAGAAGAAAUAUGAUUUUGGAAGAAGCUCAUAAUCUUAGAAGGGAUAGACAGAUCGAAGCUCUCCAAGAACAGCUUGGAAGGGUUGUUAAUCUGCUAGAAGAUGGUCGUGUGAGGUUAAAUAGAGAAGUUGUUGCUGUUAGUGAAAGGGGUUCUGGUUCCCAAGACCUUAGUCUUGGAUCUGAUAGUACUCCUAGAUCUUCUAGCGAGUCUGAUGCUUCCAGUCAGCCUAGGAGGAGGCAUAGGAGGCAUAAGGUUGAUGUUAAAGAUAUUAAGGUAGACCCACCAGAUUUUGUUGGUUCUUCAAACCCAAAAGAUUACUUUGAAUGGGUUCAGAUUAUGGACAGAAUUAUAGAAAUUAAGGGGUAUGAUGAUAGAAAAGGAUUCAAGGUUGCUGUUAUUAACCUGAGUAAGUAUGCAUCAGCUUGGUACGAAAACAUGAAGGGUGAAAGAGAAUAUAAGGGUAAAAGUAAAGUCAAGACCUGGUCAAAGCUGAAUGAGGUUAUGCAAAAGAGCUUGGAACAAGGUAGUAAGGAGGUUGUUGAGUAUAUAAGGGAGUUUGAACAACUUAAGAUCAGAACAGGGGUGAAGGAAGCUGAAGAGCAUACUAUUGCAAGAUUUAUGGGUGGUCUGAAUUCCUUAAUUGUUGAGAAGAUGGAGUUGCAGCCUGUGUGGACAUUUGAAGGUGUUUGUAAGCUGGCCAUUCAGCUUGAGAAACAACUAAAAAAGAAGUCAGCCUAUAAGUCCAUUCCUAAACCUGUUGUACCUGCCAAGAAUCCUAUCUUUAAAGAAGUUCAUACUGGAAAAGAGAAGAUUGGAGAAGGGUCAAAGGAGCCUAAGAAGAGAUGUUUCAAGUGUCAUGGGUAUGGACAUUUCCAAGCUGAGUGUCCCAAUUUGAGGGCUCUUACACUAAAAGAAGUUGAAGAACUAAAGGCUGAAGCUGAGUAUGAAGACAAGUGUACUUAUGAUGAAGAUCCUAGUGAAGAGGAGUUUGUUGAAGCUGAUGUUGGUGACAUGUUGGUAAUUAGAAGAGCAAUGCAUGCUAAUGAAGCUUCUAAUGAUAAAGCUCAAAGGGAAAACACAUUCCAUUCAAGGUGUACUAUCAAAGGAAAGGUGUGCAGUCUGAUUAUUGAUGGAGGAAGCUAUGCUAAUGCUGCAUCUACCUAUAUGGUGGACAAGCUGGGUCUUUCAACUACCAAGCACCCACACCCAUACAAACUACAAUGGCUCAGCCCAGGCAAUGAGGUAAAAGUUAAUCGCCAAGUAGUUAUUCCUUUUUCUAUUGGUGCUGUUUAUCAAGAUGAAGUCACUUGUGAUGUUGUGCCUAUGGAUGCUUGUCACUUACUGUUUGGUAGGCCUUGGUUAUAUGAUAAAGGGAUUGAGCAUCAGAUUGACCUGAUCCCAGGGUCAAUUCUUCCUAAUAAAGCUACAUAUAGAUGUUCCCCUAAUGAGACUAAUGAGUUACAAAAGCAAGUAGAUGAGCUGAUUGCUAAAGGCUAUGUUCGAACUAGCAUGAGUCCUUGUUCUCUUCCAUCUUUAUUGGUGCCAAAGAAAGAUGGUUCUAUGCGUAUGUGUAUUGAUAGCAGGGCCAUCAACAACAUCACUAUCAAGUAUAGAUAUCCCAUUCCUGGAUUGGAUGAUAUGCUUGAUGAGUUACAUGGGUCUAGUGUAUUUUCAAAGAUAGAUUUGAGAAGGGGCUACCAUCAUAUCAGAAUAAAGGAAGGAGAUGAGUGGAAAACAACCUUCAAGAUUAAAGGUGGGUUGUUUGAAUGGCUUGUCAUGCCAUUUGGACUAUCUAAUGCACCCAGCACUUUCAUGAGAUUAAAGAAUGAAGUGUUGAGGCCUCUUAUUGGAACACCUGGAACAUUUGGAAGUUUUGUUUGA
Molecule: messenger RNA, 1890 nt
Organism: Erigeron canadensis
Lineage: Eukaryota; Viridiplantae; Streptophyta; Magnoliopsida; Asterales; Asteraceae
Exons: 4
Coding region: 1-1890 (629 amino acids)
Molecular function (GO): zinc ion binding; nucleic acid binding
Source: RefSeq, a predicted model, not a curated record